AUGUCCACCCCCAAGAAAUCAAUCCUCAUAACCGGCGCAGGCGGUCUCGUCGGCCCCCUCCUCGCACACCGUCUCCUCCGCGACCCUCGCUACGCCCAGCACACGCUCUACCUAACCGAUCUCUCCCCGCCCAUCAUCCCUUCCGGCCCAGAUCUGGAUCUCAUCAACGCCUCCUCUCCUACAAGUAAUCGCAUCGUCCCACUCCAAGGCGACAUAACCUCCCCCACCUUCGUCUCCUCGCUGCUCACCUCUUGCCUCUCAAACGGCGCCGCAAAGCUCGAAGCAGUCUUCAUCUUCCACGGCAUCAUGUCCGCCGGCUCCGAAGCCAAUUUCGAUCUCUCUCUAAAAGUCAACGUCGACUCGGUGCGAUUAUUGCUGGACGAGAUCAGGACUAAAGCGCCCGGCACGAGGGUCGUCUACAGCAGCAGCCAAGCAGUCUACGGCCUACCGCUCCCCGCCAUCGUCACCGACUCCACGCCCACAACACCACAAAGUACUUACGGCGCGCACAAGCUGAUGAUGGAGACUUAUAUCAACGACUUACAUCGCAAGGGUUUCAUUAAUGGAUUUAUCGUGCGGUUUCCGACGAUUAGCGUACGACCGGGAAAGCCGACGGCUGCUGCUUCGAGUUUUCUUUCGGGGAUUAUUCGGGAGCCGCUGGCGGGGAAGGAAUGUGUUGUUCCGAUUGAGGAUCGCGCGUUCAUGUCGUACUUGAGUUCUCCCAAAAUAAUCGCGGAGAAUUUGGUUAGGGUGUUGGAGAUGGAUGCUGAUAAGCUGGAGGCGCAUAGGAGGGUUAUUAAUUUCCCGGGGAUUUCGGUGUCUGUGCAGGAGUUGUUGGAUGCGUUAGAGAAGUUUGGAGGACAGGAGGCGGUGAAACUGGUGAGGGAGGAGAGGGAUGAGGGGUUGGAAAAGGUGUUGAGGAGCUGGCCGACGGAUUUUGAUACGAGCAGGGCGGUGGGGGAGUUGGGGCUGGUGAGGGAUGAGGGCGUGGAGGGGUUGGUUAGGGAGUAUGUUGAGAGUUUGAAGAAUGGUCAUUGA
This is a messenger RNA of Sordaria macrospora k-hell, 1038 nucleotides long. RefSeq lists its product as uncharacterized. Lineage: Eukaryota; Fungi; Ascomycota; Sordariomycetes; Sordariales; Sordariaceae. The record is from RefSeq and is a predicted model, not a curated record.